AUGGCUUGUAACCCAGGAAGAUCACUCAGAGGGCAAAGUAAACCAUCCGAUGCCAGGAAACCUUUCCUGCAGAUGUUCCUGGCCGAGUCCCUCCCAGACUACCGCACAUGGGCUCAGCGUGAGUUUCUCCUCACUGAUAAGCCCGGGGAAUUGCCUGGCUUCACCCGGCAAACCUACCACCAGCUGGCCCUGAAGCUGCCACCCUGCACAGACAUCAAGUCCAAGGUGCGCCACCGAAUAAUCCACCCUUGGAAGGAUAAAACCAAGCACACCUGGGGCUUUCACACGUGGCUUGACGUGGGGCGCUUGCCUGCCACCUUUCCCAGCAGGCCUGACAGACCCUAUGAUAGCAAUGUCUGGCGCUGGCUGACGGACUCCAGGGCCCACCGCUAUCCCCCAGCAGAGCCCGCCAUCCCCCCACCCUCCUGGAUGGGUCAAAACAGCUAUCUGACCUUCAUCAGCUGCACUCCUAUCUUCUUGAAUGAGGACCUGAAGAAACAGGUGAUUUUCAGGACAGUGAAAGAACUAAAAGAAGUGGAGAAACUCAAGCUGAGGAGUGAAGGAAGGGCACCUCCACUCGACACCAAUGGCAACAUCCUGCCGCCAAAGAACUUCAGGAAGUACCAACACAUCUCAGCUGGUGGAAGGUUUGAACCCCUCGGCUUCCAGCUUCUGCCCAACCCACUUCCCAGUGCUUCUGCCAGGAGAAGGCCCUGCCCAAACCCUCUGCCUCACUACCAGGAGACGGCACUAAAGCUGGCCUUGUUGCCAAGUGCGCCCCUGAGAAAGGACCUCGUGAAGAACUACCAAACCCUGAUAAAGGACCGCAUUGCCUUGCCUCUCCACCAUCUCUCCAAGGCACAACCCAGGAAGAGAAAAAGAAGACCUGAACACACCUGGAAAAGCCUCCAGAUGGGUGAGGACCACGGUGGGGACACAGACCCCCAGGCUCCAGUGUUCUCAACAAAUGUACCUUAAGCAGGAAGCCUUUG
Molecule: messenger RNA, 992 nt
Organism: Myotis myotis
Lineage: Eukaryota; Metazoa; Chordata; Mammalia; Chiroptera; Vespertilionidae
Gene: TEX52
Product: testis expressed 52
Exons: 3
Coding region: 1-978 (325 amino acids)
Source: RefSeq, a predicted model, not a curated record